UUCAUUGUUGAUUUACUGUUGUAUUUGUUAUGGGCUAAUAAUUGACAUAAAAGGAGUUCAAACCUUAUAGUUUCCAGUGGAAUGAAUGAAUGAUGCAUAAUGAAGACUGCAAUAAUACUUAAUUGUAUGUUGGGUUCUUUAUGCAGGCUCAGGUGAAAGUGCUUUGUGUUGAGAAGGAUAAUAUUGAGAAGGGCAUAGUGGACUUCAUCUCUGAGCAUGGUAUCAAGAAGCUUGUUAUGGGAGCAGCUGCUUGCAGACAUUACUCAAGGGGAAUGACAGAGGUCAAGUCCAAGAAAGCUAUGUAUGUGUGUGAACAAGCACCUCCAUUCUGUCAGAUCUGGUUUAUAUGCAAAGGGGAUCAUAUUUAUACAAGUUUAUUGUGAUAAAUUUCAUUGUUUCUUAGCUCCAUAACCCAAAAGCAUCUACCAUAUCUGUACA
Ipomoea nil (Japanese morning glory) is the source of this 438-nucleotide messenger RNA. RefSeq names its product U-box domain-containing protein 36-like. The record is from RefSeq and is a predicted model, not a curated record. The coding region runs from base 141 to 383 and encodes 80 amino acids. The transcript is spliced from 3 exons. Lineage: Eukaryota; Viridiplantae; Streptophyta; Magnoliopsida; Solanales; Convolvulaceae.